CUUAGCUCAAUUCGGCCCAGGCAGGGCAACCCGGUGAUCUGAGCGUUGACUCGCGGGGAUUUUCAGUUUCAGAGCGCCAAACCGAGUGGCGAGCAUGAGGUCUUCGAGUGGCGGAUCCUCCAUCGCUUGCCUCAUUCUGGUGAUUGCUGCCUGCGCACGUGCCGGAUCGCAAGAACCCCACCUCGGAUCGGCUCGUGUUGUUUUCCAGACUAAUUAUGGGGACAUCGAAUUUGGGUUCUAUCCAGACGUUGCUCCCAGAACGGUGGAUCACAUCUUCAAGCUCGUCCGUCUUGGGUGCUUCAACACCAAUCACUUCUUUCGGGUGGAUAAAGGUUUUGUAGCCCAAGUGGCUGAUGUUGCGGGCGGCAGAUCCGCACCCAUGAAUGAUGAACAGAGAACAGAAGCCGAGAAAACUAUCGUUGGGGAGUUCAGUGAUGUCAAGCAUGUUAGGGGCAUUCUUUCCAUGGGGAGAUUUGACGAUCCGGACAGUGCACAAUCCUCUUUCUCAAUACUUCUUGGAGACGCUCCACAUCUUGAUGGCAAGUAUGCUAUAUUUGGUAGUGUCACCAAAGGUGACGAGACAUUGAAAAAGCUUGAGCAACUACCUACUCGCCGCGAAGGGAUGUUUGUAAUGCCAACUGAGCGCAUCACAAUUCUAUCAUCGUAUUAUUAUGAUACUAGGGCUGAGAGUUGUGAAGAGGAGAAUUCUACUUUGAGGCGCAGCCUGGCUGCUUCGGCUGUUGAGGUAGAGAGACAGAGGAUGAAAUGCUUCCCGUGAUGCUUUGUAGAUCAUUGGAAGGAAGUGUUCUGAUUUCCUCAUCAUUCAGCCACCAUGCUUGUGACAUAUCCUCGUUGUACUGCUUUUGGCUAUGUAUGUAUCGAGUGAACUUAUUGAAGAUAUUAGAAAAGAAAAGUCAACUGCUUCAUUCAUUCUGUAAGUUAAACAAAAAGCAUGAAGAUGAAGGUUACUUUGUGAGAACAUUCUCGUUGACUAAGCUGACAUUGCUAGUGGAGUUACUCGAGAGUUGAGAAAUUGAGGAAUCAUAGAUACAUUUUCACUUCCAAAAUUGGGAACUCGAGCCAUUCAUCCAUAUGUUUUCCGAAUUUGUCAAAUAUUUUUAUAGUAAUGAUGCUUGAAUCUGAUUGGAUUU
Messenger RNA from Rhodamnia argentea, 1151 nucleotides. RefSeq names its product peptidyl-prolyl cis-trans isomerase CYP23. Gene Ontology annotation, biological process: protein peptidyl-prolyl isomerization. The record is from RefSeq and is a predicted model, not a curated record. Lineage: Eukaryota; Viridiplantae; Streptophyta; Magnoliopsida; Myrtales; Myrtaceae. Gene Ontology annotation, molecular function: peptidyl-prolyl cis-trans isomerase activity. The transcript has 8 exons. The coding region runs from base 95 to 778 and encodes 227 amino acids.